CCCGCAGCGGACAGUAGCGCCGGGGCUGGCCGUCACGGGGCACGCGCAGCCACGUCUAGGCCGCUCUACCUGAUCCUGGAUGACAAUUUUUAUUACCAGAGCAUGAGAUACGAGGUGUACCAGCUGGCUCGCAAAUAUUCCUUGAGCUUCUGCCAGUUAUUUUUAGAGUGUCCACUUGAAUGCUGCUUGCAGAGAAAUCGUCUAAGAAGUCAUCCGUUACCUGACCAGACAAUUUAUUUAAUGGCAAGAAAAAUAGAAAUGCCAGAUCUCAAGAAAAACACUUGGGAACGGAACAGCCUCAUUCUGAAAAGUUUUGAUUGCACUUCAGAGGAUAAUGAGCAGAUUAUUAGUUUGCUGGCCACAGCUUUGGAAAAUCCAGUGAAGCAAAACGAGGAAAACACUGAGCAAAAGGAGGCAGAUCGAGCCAUCUGUGCAGCUAGUACUGUCCAUCAGGCUGAUCAGACAUGCAGACGAAUCAUCUCUCAGGCAAUGAAGGAUGCAAAAGAUAAAAAUGUACUCCCAAGCAAGAUGAAGAACCUGGCAGAAGAACUCAACAAACUCAAAGCAGAAUUUUUGGAGGACUUGCGGCAAGGAAGUAAUUUGAAAAGCCAAAUUUGCAUACAAAAUCAAUAUUCUGACCUUGCUACAAAUGCAAUUUCUUCAUUCCAACAUGAGGCAGCCAAUGUAGUUAAUAAAUAUAUUUUUAAAUAA
Molecule: messenger RNA, 711 nt
Organism: Phaethon lepturus (White-tailed tropicbird)
Lineage: Eukaryota; Metazoa; Chordata; Aves; Phaethontiformes; Phaethontidae
Gene: PSTK
Product: phosphoseryl-tRNA kinase
Exons: 5
Molecular function (GO): kinase activity; tRNA binding
Source: RefSeq, a predicted model, not a curated record